AUGGCGACUGCCGCGAGCGCAACAUGCCUCACCAGCACGUUUCAUAGGUACAGCCGCGGCAGCAGCCUCCAGGCGUCUCGGCGCCAAGGAGGCAAACAAUGCCGCGGUCUCGCCCUGCGCGUUUCGGCCGUGGCUGAGUUCGUCAGGGUCAGCCACAAGGAGGCUGUGCUAUACCAGAAGCUGCGCGCCCACGAGAGCAGCCUGGCUGCCACCAUAGUCCUUCAAGACACAGCCGAGGAGAAGAAGAUAGUCACCAGCAGCCUGGACAAGACGCUGGCGCUGUGGACCAGCCAGGGCAACUGCGAGGAGCUGGAUGUGUGCGGGUUCAAGGAGGAGGCGCGGCUGGCGCCGCCCGGCGGCCCCAUCUUCUCCCUGGCGCUCGACAGCCGCGAGCAGGACGGCCUGCCCAACCAGGUGUUUGUGGGCAACCACGCCAAGCAGGUGGCGGUGUGGGUGCCCCCCGCCGCAGAGCUCGACUCCAACGUCGUCCUGGAUGAGCACUGCGGCUGGGUGCGCAGCCUGGCGGUGGCGCAGGGCCGCUGGCUCUUCUCCUGCGCCUGCAACACGCUGCGGCAGUGGGACAUGUCGCGCGCCGUGCCGCGCUGCGUGUCCACGGUCUGCCUGGACAAGGGCGACAUACUGGCGCUGGUGGCGCGCAAGGACCGCAUCUACGCCGCAAACGCAGACGGGAGCAUACGCGCCUGGUCCAUUGACAGGAAGUCGGGGGAUCUGAGCGAGGUGGCUUGCCACAUGAAGGCGCACGGCGAGCGCGUGACGGCCAUCGCGCUGCGCGGCGCUCUCCUCUACUCUGUCUCCUACGACGGCUGCCUCAAGGCCUGGGAUGCAGACAACCUGGACAUCGUGGUGGACAGGUCCAGCGCGCACGGCGGCGAGCGUGUGCACUGCCUGGCGGUCGGCCCCGACGGCCUGCUCUACACCGGCGGCGACGACAAGCUGGUGCGCCGUUGGGACCCCUCCCUGCUGAUGCCCGCCGCCCAGCCGCUGCUGUGCCACAACCACUCGGUGCGCACACUGGCGGCGGGGGGCAAGGAGCUGGUUGUGUCUGGCGACAAGGGCGGCGAGCUGGCGGUGUGGAAGGUGUGA
Molecule: messenger RNA, 1104 nt
Organism: Chlorella variabilis
Lineage: Eukaryota; Viridiplantae; Chlorophyta; Trebouxiophyceae; Chlorellales; Chlorellaceae
Exons: 7
Coding region: 1-1104 (367 amino acids)
Molecular function (GO): protein binding
Source: RefSeq, a predicted model, not a curated record